AUGGCACCAUCCUCAAUCAUCAUCAUCGGCUCCGGCGUCUUCGGGCUCUCGACCGCCCACGAACUCUCCCAGCGCGCCACCUUCUCCAGCACGCACAUCACACUACUCGACGCCCACCCCUUCCCCACCCCCCACGGCUCCUCCAUCGACUCAUCGCGCAUCAUCCGCUCCGACUACAGCGACCCGCUGUACGCCGCGCUCGCCGCCGAGGCGCAGGCCCACUGGCGCGCCGACCUCGGCGCCGGCGGCGUCUACACCGAGAGCGGGCUUGUGCUCGUGGGCGACGACUCGGACUACGUCGCAAAGAGCAUGCGCAACGUGGUGGCGCUGUUUGGGGCGGGCAAGAUACGGCCGCUGACGGAUACCGCGGCGAUCCGUGAGGCGUGUGGCACGGGAGGGAGCACGGGGGAGAGCGGGUAUGUGAAUAGGGUGUCGGGGUGGGCGGACGCAGAGGCGGGGAUGCGGUAUCUGCGUGCGCAGGUGGAGCGCAGCGGGCGGGUUGAGUUUGUGGUCGGGGAGGUGGUGGGGCUGCUUGGUGGGGGCGUGGUGGAGGGGGUGGUGCUGAAGGAUGGGAGGGUGCUGAAGGCGGAGCUGACGGUGUUGGCGGCGGGCGCGUGGUCGCCGGGGUUGGUGGAUCUGGGGGGGAGGGCCGUGCCGACGGGGCAGGUCGUGGGCUAUGUUGACCUCACAGAGGAGGAGCAGAGGCGCUAUGAGAACAUGCCCGUGAUACUGAACUUCACCACGGGCCUAUUCGUGCUCCCCCCGCGCGGGCGGGUGCUGAAAGUCGCGUGCCACGCCCUCGGCUACACGAGUGCCAGCGGCCCCGUCACGGGCCGCGGAAUCCCGAAGGACGGGGAGGACGAGCUGCGGUCGGCGGUGGCGGAGAUGGUGCCGGGGCUUGCGGGGCGGGCGUUGGCGCGGACGAGGCUGUGCUGGUAUACGGAUACGCCGACGGGCGACUUUUUGGUGUGCCAUCAUCCGGAGCGGAGGGGGCUGUUUUUGUGUACGGGGGGAAGCGGGCAUGCGUAUAAGUUCUUGCCCGUGCUGGGGAGGGAGGUGGUGGAUGUGUUGGAGGGGGUGGAGGGCGCGAGGUUUGAGGCGAGGUGGGGGUGGAGGGAGAGGGUGUGGGAGGUGGUGACGGGGGAUGGGAGUAGGGGCGGGGCGGGGCAGGUGGCGUUGGAGGAGGCGUGGGGUGGGGCGAGUGAUGGCGUGUGA
Messenger RNA from Morchella sextelata, 1215 nucleotides. RefSeq lists its product as uncharacterized. Gene Ontology annotation, molecular function: L-pipecolate oxidase activity; sarcosine oxidase activity; flavin adenine dinucleotide binding. Lineage: Eukaryota; Fungi; Ascomycota; Pezizomycetes; Pezizales; Morchellaceae. The record is from RefSeq and is a predicted model, not a curated record. The coding region runs from base 1 to 1215 and encodes 404 amino acids. The transcript is spliced from 2 exons.